AUGUCCCGCCUGCUGCAUGUAGAAGAGUGGGCUGAAGUGAAGGAGUUAGGGGACCACCAUCGCCAUCCCCAAUCGCACCACCUGCCGCAGCCGCAACAGCCACCUGCGACCCUGCAGACGAGAGAGCAUCCUGUCUACCCCGCCGAGCUGUCCCUCCUGGAUAGCACCGACCCACGCGCCUGGCUGGCCCCCACUUUGCAGGGCAUCUGCACGGCACGCGCCGCCCAGUAUUUGCUGCAUUCCCCCGAGCUGGGUGCCUCAGAGGCCGCGGCGCCUCGGGAGGAGGUGGACAGCCGCGGGGACCUGGUGAGGAGAAGUGGAGGCGGCAGCAGUAACAAGAGCCCCGGCCCGGUGAAAGUGCGCGAACAGCUGUGCAAGCUGAAAGGCGGGGUGGUGGUAGACGAGCUGGGCUGCAGCCGCCAGCGUGCCCCUUCCAGCAAACAGGUGAACGGGGUGCAGAAGCAAAGGCGGCUGGCGGCCAACGCCAGGGAGCGGCGCAGGAUGCAUGGGCUGAACCACGCCUUCGACCAGCUGCGCAACGUUAUCCCAUCUUUCAACAACGACAAGAAGCUGUCCAAGUAUGAGACCCUGCAAAUGGCCCAGAUCUAUAUCAACGCCUUGUCCGAGCUUCUACAAACGCCCAGCGGCGGGGAGCAGCCUCCGCCGCCACCAGCGUCUUGCAAGAACGACCACCACCACCUUCGCACCUCCGUCCCCUAUGAAGGCGGCGCGGGCACUGCGACCGCAGCUGGGGCACAGCCGGGCUCCGGAGGGGGCCAGCGGCCAGCCCCGCCUGGAAGUUGCCGGACUCGCUUCUCAGCCCCGGCCUCCGCGGGAGGAUAUUCAGUGCAGCUGGACGCUUUGCACUUCUCGACUUUCGAGGACAGCACCCUGACGGCGAUGAUGGCGCAAAAGAACCUGUCGCCUUCGCUGCCCGGGGGCAUCCUGCCGCCAGUGCAGGAGGAAAGUAGCAAAACUUCGCCCCGGUCUCACAGAAGCGACGGGGAGUUUUCCCCCCAUUCCCAUUACAGUGAUUCGGAUGAGGCAAGUUAG
Molecule: messenger RNA, 1053 nt
Organism: Pteronotus mesoamericanus
Lineage: Eukaryota; Metazoa; Chordata; Mammalia; Chiroptera; Mormoopidae
Gene: ATOH1
Product: atonal bHLH transcription factor 1
Exons: 1
Coding region: 1-1053 (350 amino acids)
Biological process (GO): sensory organ development; axon development; positive regulation of transcription by RNA polymerase II
Cellular component (GO): nucleus
Molecular function (GO): protein dimerization activity; E-box binding; DNA-binding transcription factor activity, RNA polymerase II-specific
Source: RefSeq, a predicted model, not a curated record